AUGGUAGAAAUCAAGAUAAGAAGUCAGCAAAUAUUGGAAGCAGAGUGCAAGUCUACUUGGAUUUAUGACCCAAUGCAGAAAGGUGUUGCUGCAUUGGACUCCAGUGUUUCUGGAAAGAUUGGCCUGCGAGCAGUUGUGUACUACUUCUUCACUACUGCCUUAGCUGUAAUUUUAGAAACAGGUGAAUUAAACCUGAAACUCUUAAAGAACCCUGAAGAGAACUGCUUCAAUACUUGGGAUGACAGAAGCAAUCAACCUAUAACAAAUAAUCCUAAACAGUGGAAUCGUGUACGCAUCCUAAGCCACAAUUACUUCUUUUUACUAAUGGAGAUCCUGAAGCAACAAACCACAAAUAUUGUCUCUGUCUUAAAGAAGUACAAUAUGUGCCCAGUCGAAGGGCUUCAUCACUUCUUUCAGCUACACUUUGGUAAUACACUGGAAGCUGAUCCACCUUGUAGAGCAGAAUUGCUGCUACCAAUAUCAAUCCUCCUCUACAAAAACUUUAAAAAUAAAUGUUUCCUUCAUCAUUCUCUCCAACACAACACAUGUAUUCUUACCUUCCAGUAUAAGACCAAACGUGAAGAAAUAAAAAUCCCAAGCAUUGAUAAAAACGGAAGCUUUCCAACAGAAGAACCAAUCACAGCUAUAAUGCCAACUGAGACUUCACAGAACAAAACUAAAGAAUACAAAAUAGUGGGCAUGUAUUCGGAUGGUAUUAAUGUGCUUGGAUUGAUAGUCUUUUGUCUGGUCUUUGGAAUUGUUAUUGGGAAAAUGGGAGAAAAAGGACAAGUGCUGGUGGAUUUUUUCAAUGCCCUGAACGAUGCCACAAUGUAUAUAGUUCAGAUAAUUAUGUGGUAUAUGCCUCUGGGUAUUUUGUUUUUGAUUGCUGGAAAGAUAAUAGAAGUUGAAGACUGGGAGAUUUUUCGCAAAUUAGGUCUUUAUAUGGCCACUGUGUUGAGUGGACUUGCAAUCCAUUCUGUGGUCAUUCUACCACUAAUAUAUUUAAUCAUAGUGCGGAAAAAUCCAUACCAGUUUGCCAUAGGUAUGGCUCAAGCACUAUUGACUGCACUCAUGAUUUCUUCCAGUUCAGCCACCUUACCCGUGACUUUUCGCUGUGCAGAAGAAAAAAAUCACGUUGACAAGAGAAUUACUCGAUUUGUUUUACCAGUUGGAGCAACAAUCAACAUGGAUGGAACCGCACUGUAUGAAGCAGUGGCUGCUGUUUUUAUUGCACAGCUUAAUGACUUAGAGCUAGACAUUGGCCAAAUAGUGACCAUUAGUGUGACAGCAACAGCCGCCAGCAUUGGAGCAGCAGGGGUACCACAGGCAGGCCUUGUUACCAUGGUGAUUGUACUGAGUGCAGUGGGACUGCCAGCUGAAGAUGUUACCCUCAUUAUUGCCGUGGACUGGCUUCUGGAUCGAUUCAGAACAAUGGUUAAUGUUCUUGGCGAUGCCUUUGGAACUGGAGUUGUGGAAAAACUCUCCAAAAUGGAACUAGAGCAGAUGGACACCAUCUCAGAAGUUAACAUUGUGAAUCCUUUUGCUUUGGAAACAACCGACAGUGAGGAAAAAGAGACAAAGAAAUCUUAUGUGAAUGGGGCUUUUGCCGUUGAUAAGUCUGACACCAUAUCAUUCACCCAGACAUCACAAUUCUGAAAUUGAUUGACUAACAGAGGACCACAUUGGAUUAAAGGACAUGAGAGAACCUAAGUCAAUCCAUACCUUGGGAUCAUUACACUAUCGAUUCCUCAUGCUGUUCUUUGUCUUCUGCCUGUAUUCCUACAGGCAUACAGAGAAAUGAAUAUAUACAUACUAUCUCACUCUCUCACACACAAUUCCUGUCUCCCUCAGCCAUUCAGAAACAGAGAAUGCAGCCAUUCUGUUCCUCCUGUUGUACAGGCUGCCCAUACCAUAUUUCCCCACAACUGGGAACUUGGUUUUUUUCUUCCCAGUCAAUUGAUGAGAGGCAGCCAUCCAUGUUCAGAGCUGUGGAGCUUUCUUCAGGAGGCCCAAUACAGAAAUAUAAAUAUAUUCUCGAGCCUAGUUAUGUUGUCAGAAAAAAUGUUCCGUCAUAGUUGAGAUGAAUGCUAGCACUCUUAAGAUUCCUCAGUAGCACCUGUCUAAGAUUCUGAAUUGAAAUCUUUUAGUGAGAUUUAGAGGAUAAAUACAUUCCUUUGGGACAGAUUGUCUUCGGCUCGUAGUUAUUGCAGCAUUUGGUCAUUGUGUGCAGAUAUAUGAAAAAGCCAGGUUAUAAAAACAUGAAAAGGCUGUGUCGUAUUUUUAGGGAUUCUAGAUGUCUGCUUGCUAUGACCAUUCCCAGAGGUUGGAGCAAUGAGCUGGAGACAAGCUAUUUAUGAGGAAUAAUAAAACAGUAUUUCCAGAUGCACAGAAUUCCAUGCACAGAAUUAUUUUUUAAAAUGAUAUCCUCACUAUUCUUAUAUUUCAAUUGCUACUGAGACAUUUCUUUUUAAAUUGAUUCUGUGCAAAAAUAACUACUCCUGUAGCUAAUUAACUAUUAAAUAGGAAAAGCAGAAGGAUAGUUCUGGAGUAAGUGUGAAGUUUUUGAAAAUAUAUGUGUAUUUUUAAACCUUGUUGUUGAAAUUGGAAAUUAUUACUUGAGAACUUUAUAUUUUCAUUUCCAUUAUAAAUUAUAGCUAUGACAUAGUGGAACUCCUUGAUUAAUCCAAUCACAACAGCUUUGCAGCAAACUACAGUAAAACCUAAUAAAGUAGGUUUCCUCAUUUAGUAAUCUUCUUUUGGAAGCCGUAGGACACAAUUUUAGAGCUCUCUGUUUGAUAGAGGAGAUAAAAGAAUGCAUUUCAUGGGUAUACAAGCAAACUGUAAUUUCAUAUCUUUCCUCCACUCCUGUCCAUUCCUUGUGUGUCAUUGCAGAUGCUAUUCUAUUGAGGGAGAGGGUGCAAUUGAAUACAGUCCUAACUUCACAGCUAUUCACUGAAUGGCUUAGAGAAAGUGUUACGUUUUUAAAGUAUUGCAUUUACUGUAUGUGAUUCACUGCAUGUUGUUUGUUUGUUCUUUGUUUAAUCUUGUAAAUGACUCAGAAAGCUUGCAGUACCAAAAUACAGGUCUCGUGACCGAGAAGCAGGCUUAUGGUGAAUUAUAUACCAGCUUGUCUACCAGCAUAUACACCUGACUGGUGAAAGAUAAAUAGCAGCCUUUUAUGAAAGUUCCUAGUGUAGAGUAAUAAUGGAGAUAUAUUGUCAUAUGGACCAUUUGAGUGUGAUUUCUUUACGAAAACAUUCCAUAUUGUUAACGAGUUCAUCUAGUUAGUGCUUAACACCAAUACCUAUGGUGCAGUUUGAUUCUCCCUUGCAAAACAUUAUUGCAGAAGAUAAACUUUUCUUUGGACAUUAUCAGUUAGCUACGUAACACAAACUGAAAUUCAUAGAAGAUAAUGAUUUUGUAAAUAAGCUUGUGCUAAUCUGAAAAAAAUGCACUUAUUUACUAUCAACAAACAACGAAUCUGUAGCCUUAGACAGUCUUACACUGUUCUGUUCAAUAAAUAAUCCAGGUACGUGCCAAAGAACACUGAAAAGGAACUGUUCAAAUAAUCAUGUUUUGAUAAAUUGCACCUUAAUUGUGUGAAAGGCAUAAUACUGUACUGUAUGUAUUUAAAUAUAAUAAGCUAUAAAUGAAAUGCGCAAAAUGCAAACAUUGAUCCGUUUGUACAAAUAAAGGAGUGUACAGUGUAAA
Molecule: messenger RNA, 3711 nt
Organism: Thamnophis sirtalis
Lineage: Eukaryota; Metazoa; Chordata; Lepidosauria; Squamata; Natricidae
Source: RefSeq, a predicted model, not a curated record